Messenger RNA from Yamadazyma jaroonii, 2031 nucleotides. The record is from the annotation of a GenBank genome assembly. NCBI's taxonomy places the organism in Eukaryota, Fungi, Ascomycota, Pichiomycetes, Serinales, Debaryomycetaceae.
AUGUCAUACGCCGAUAGUGAAUCACCUAUUAUCCAAUUGUCCGCUAAGAAGCACUUCAAGGACUUGGAUACUAAAGCUCAGUUAUAUGCUCAUCAUUUGUCAAAAGCUAGUUUUUGGGGUACAAGAGUUGUUUCCCGCUCAAUUUCCCCAGAAAGUGAAAGAUUGUAUGACUUGAUUUUAUCCAUCCACAAGAAGAUCAAUGCCAAAUCUAACGAGGAUUAUAUUAAAUCUAUUCCAAUAGAUAAGCAGAAUGUCAUUUAUUAUUUGGAAUACAGUUCCCAAGUGUUGUCUAAUUUAGGGAACUAUAAAUCAUUCGGUGACAAAAAGUUCAUUCCUCAACUCCCCCAAUCUGAAUUUGAUGAACUUAUUAAGGCAGUCAAUGAUGAAUCCAUCAGUGAAAUCUAUGAAUCAAUUAGAGACUCAAUCUAUGACACUUCUGUGCAAUUGUUAGGUUGGCCCGAACAUGGUCAAUUGUCAAGUUAUUAUGUUGGCAAACUCAUUACCAAGAAGGAAGUUGAUGCUGUCAACUCUGCCAUGGCCGAAGCUGGUAUUAUGCCGGAGAAUACUAGAGUUGAAAAAAUUGACGAUUCUAACUUUGUCGUUCAUGUAGCUUCAGCCGAUACUGAGAAUAACACAGGCUAUUACCCUGGUGUCAUCAAAAGCUUUGAAGGUUUCAAUAUUACUUUUAAAUUUGGUGAUCAUCAAAGAGAAUUCCAGCAAAUUGUUCAUCAUUUGACUGAGGCUUCUAAAUACGUUGCCAAUGAAACCCAAGGUAAGUUGAUAAAAUUCUAUACCGAAUCUUUUAAAACUGGUUCUAUGAAUGCUCAUAAAGAUUCUCAAAUAGAAUGGGUCAAAGAUUUACAACCCGCUGUUGAGUCUAAUAUCGGUUUCAUCGAAACUUACAGAGAUCCUUCAGGAGUCAGAGGGGAAUGGGAAGGAUUGGUUGCUAUGGUAAACAACGACAGAACCAAAAAGUUUUCUUCAUUGGUUGAGAAUGCCACACCAUUAAUCUCAAAAUUACCAUGGGAUCACUUCUACGAAAAAGAUACCUUCAACCCCCCAGAUUUUACUUCUUUAGAAGUUUUAACAUUCGCUGGGUCUGGUAUUCCUGCUGGUAUCAACAUCCCUAACUAUGAUGAUGUUAGGUUGAACUAUGGGUUCAAAAAUGUCUCCUUGGGUAAUGUCUUGAGUGCCAAUCCAAAGAACCCAAAAAAGGAAGAAAUCAUUUCUUUCUUGGGUGAAGAUUUGUUACCGGCUUACAAGAAAUGGAGAGAUGAUGCUUUCGAAAUUCAAGUCGGUUUACACGAAUUAUUGGGUCACGGAUCCGGAAAGUUGUUGCAAGAAACUGAAGGUGGAUUCAAUUUUGACAGAUCUUCUGAACUCGGUAAAUCAACUUCAUUUUAUAAAUCUACUGAAUCAUGGGGCUCAUUGUUUGGAUUAACUUCAGGAUCUUAUGAAGAAUGUAGAGCGGAAUUGGUGGCCAUUUAUUUGAUGUUAAAAGAACCAGAGAGUGUUUUACCAAUUUUUGGUAUAGAAAAGAAAGACUUUCAAGAAGUCAUGUUAGCCGGAACUGUAUAUAUGGCUAGGGCAGGUUUGUUAGCCUUGGAAUAUUGGGACCCUGAGACCAAGAUUUGGGGUCAACCUCAUAUGAGAGCUAGAUUUGCUAUCACUAAAUGUUUGAUCGAAGCUGGAGUUGUUUCUUUCGUACACGAGAAAGCAGAUUAUUCCGAUUUAGUAUUGAAAAUUGAAGAUUCCAAAUUGGAAACUGCAGCAGUCGAUGCUUUGGGUGAUUUUUUGAAUAAAUUGCACGUAUACAAAUCUACUGCUAAUGUUUCCGAGGGAACCGCCUUCUAUAAUUCAAUGACCACCGUUGAUGAAAUGAGUAAAUUCAGAGAUGUCGUUUUGAAACAAAAACUACCAAGAAAGCAAAUUAUUCAAGCCAAUACUUUCGUUGGUGAUGAGAUUGAGGUGAGAGAAUACGAUGAAAGUGAAUGCGGUAUGAUCCAAAGUUAUGUCGAUAGGGAAACCUAG